CUCAUAAGUUUUCUGUUGAUCGAAAGCAAAUGAAAAAUCAUUACGAUUAUCUUAAAGGAAAAUAUGGAGCCUGGUUACUGCUCAAAAAUAAAACAGGCAAUGUGUAUGAUCCGUCCACCAACACAUUUAAUCUUACGCCCGAGGAAUGGGAGAUUGAAAUUAAGAAAAAUAAGUACAUUGAAACUUUGAGGACUACAUCGCUUCCAUUCCCGGAACUUUGUGCACAACUAUUUGAUGGGUCUGUUGCAACGGGCGUUGAGAGUUGGGGACCAACUUCAGUCGAACCUAUGCCACAUGGACAUACUUCAUCUGAUGGUCCAAUUGUGGUUGAAGAAGAAGUGGAGUUUCAAGGUGCGCAUACUAUGUCUACGUCAACAGGUCAAUGUUCAAGCCAUAAGCAAUCAAAAAAACUCAAAA
This is a messenger RNA of Cuscuta epithymum, 417 nucleotides long. The record is from the annotation of a GenBank genome assembly. NCBI's taxonomy places the organism in Eukaryota, Viridiplantae, Streptophyta, Magnoliopsida, Solanales, Convolvulaceae.